GGAUUCUGAAGCUCCUCUGGAGAGCUCUCUCGUCUCAUUACCGCCUGUUGCAGGCUGUAGAGAACCGCUAAGGAGAGAGGGGUUCCACGGAGCAGAGAAAAGACCCCUGGCUUGAACCUCCUCUGCCUUCCCAUCGAGGUCUCUCUGCAAGCAUACAGAUCCAGCCAACCAGGGGAUGUUACCUCCAGGCUGAGUGUUAGGAAGAGAACAAGAAGUACACGGAAAGAGUGACUGGAAGCCAAAAGGGAAUGACAGCUCAGAGGCAGGAGGACUAUGAAGCUGACAUUCAGAGGAAAAUUGAUAUUGAAGGAUACGAUGAGUCCGCAGUGAAACACUCCAACAUGUCGCUUGCAACCGAAAGUGAUCACCAAGUCAGCGCUUGCCAGCGUCUCUGUAUGGUGUUUGUCUCUUUCUGUCGUUCCUCCUGGCCUGGCCACCGCCGGAGAGCAUAUCACCUGAGUAGGAGAAGGAGGAUGGAAAGGGUAUCCCCCUCAGGGAAGGCAGGACACUUUCAGAGCUGUGAGGACAAUGGACCAAGUGGCUCCUCACCUGAGGAGGCAUUAGGAAGUAGGGAGGCUGCCCCACCACCCACCUAUCGCAGAAACGCACAUGAGGCAUUUGUAGAACUUCAUGAACUGGUCAUGGACAGGAACAACGAGCUUCGCUGGAUGGAGGCUUCUCACUGGAUCAACCUGGAAGAGGAUUUUGAGGAGAUGGGGCACUGGGGAAGACCACACAUGUCCUAUUUGAAUUUCCAGAGCCUCCUGGAGGUGCGCAGGGCUUUCAGCAAAGGAACUGUUCUUCUAGACCUGCAAGAGAAGAGUCUAGCUGGGAUUGCCAAUCAGAUGCUUGAUGAAAUGAUCCAUGAAGGGAAGAUCAAGCCGGAUGACCGAGAGUUAGUCUUAAGGACUCUCCUACUUCAGCACAGUCACCCUGAUGAGUCUGCUUCAGUGGGGACUCUUCUGCCUGGGCGGCUGGACAGAACUGAUGCCCAGGACUCAGGACAGCCACUUCUGCAUGAACAUCAACAGAUUGAGAUGAAGACCUUCCCUGGUGACUCAGAGCAGGAAGGCUCAAGCGGCGGUAUUAAGAAGCCACUGGCAGAUAAGAUCCCAUCUGAUGCAGAAGCGACACUGGUCCUGGUUGGCCGUGCCACCAUCGUGGACCAUCCCACUCUAGCCUUUGUGCGCUUGAAGGAUGCUGUAGAACUGGACCACGUUCUGGGGGUUCCUGUGCCUGUCCGGUUCCUUUUUGUGGUUCUGGGCCCAGAUUCCCCUCAUGCCAACUACUACCAUGGGAUUGGGAGAGCCAUCUCAACAAUGAUGUCCGAAAGGGUGUUCCGCCUUGACUCCUACAUGGCAGGAAGUAGGCAAGACUUGGUGAAGAGCCUGGAUUCAUACCUGGACUGUUGCAUCGUCGUCCCGCCCUCUCAUAUCCAAAGUGAAACGCUCCUUAAGUCAUUGUUCCCAGUACAGAAGGAGCUCCUGCGAAAAAGGUACCGGCCGGAGGAGAGGACGGAGCUCACCAAACAGCUUGAGCAACAAUUGCAGGCCCAAGAUUUCAAGACCCCAGGAAAGGAUGAUGAUGACGACCCCUUGAGCAGGACUGGCAGGCCUUUCGGAGGGCUGGUGAGGGACAUAAAACGCCGGUACCCCAAGUACCUCAGUGACAUCACGGACGCUCUCAAUGCUCAGUCUCUGGCUGCCGUCAUCUUUAUCUACUUCGCUGCCCUUUCUCCUGCCAUUACCUUUGGAGGCCUUCUGGGUGAGAAGACUAACAAGCAGAUGGGAGUAUCUGAGCUUCUGAUCUCCACGGCAGUCCAGGGCGUCAUCUUCUGCUUGCUUGGAGCUCAACCUUUGCUUGUGGUUGGCUUUUCUGGCCCCCUUCUGGUCUUUGAAGAAGCCUUCUAUGGGUUUUGUGAGACUUUAGCAAUCGAGUACCAUCCAGGGAGAGUCUGGAUCGGCUUGUGGCUUAUAAUAUUGGUAUUGUUGGUGGUGGCUUUUGAGGGCAGCUUCCUGGUACGUUACAUCUCCCGCUACACCCAGGAGAUCUUCUCCUUCCUCAUCUCCCUCAUCUUCAUCUACGAGACUUUCUUCAAACUCUACAAGAUUUUUGAAAAAUUCCCUCUGCGGACAAACUAUAACACCACCAUUCUAAAUGGGGAUCCGGAUUACCCUGUACCCAACACAGCCCUGCUUGCCCUCAUCCUCAUGGCAGGAACGUUUUUCAUCGCCUUUUUCUUGCGCCAAUUCAAGAACAGCAGUUUUUUUCCCGGCAAGAUCCGCCGUGUGAUUGGUGACUUUGGUGUCCCUAUUGCCAUCUUCCUCAUGGCAUUGGUAGACUACUUUAUUGAAACCACCUAUAGUCAGAAACUGAAAGUCCCCAAAGGCCUUGAUACCACCCAUCCAUCAAGGAGCUGGUUUGUUCAUCCACUUGGAGAACAUGGGAUGUUUCCCUGGUGGAUGGCGCUCGCUUCCAUUGUGCCAGCCCUCUUGGUCUUCAUCCUCAUCUUCUUGGAGUCACAGAUCACCACGCUGAUUGUGAGCAAACCUGAAAGGAAGCUGGUGAAGGGUUCAGGUUUCCAUCUAGAUCUGCUUCUAAUUGUUGGCAUGGGGGGUAUCGCACCCCUUUUCGGCGCACCUUGGCUCAGUGCCACCACAGUGAGGACUGUCACACAUGCUAAUGCCCUGACGGUGAUGUCCAAGACUACAGUCCCAGGGGAGAAGGCCUACGUCCAGGAAGUCAAGGAGCAAAGGAUCACUGGUUUGCUGGUGGCCAUUCUUGUAGGCCUUUCCAUCUUCAUGGAGCCCAUCCUGAAGCUCAUUCCACUUUCCGUGCUCUUCGGCAUCUUCCUGUACAUGGGGGUGACAUCCCUAAAUGGGAUCCAGCUUUACGACCGAAUCCUUCUCAUGCUGAAGCCGCCCAAAUACUACCCGGAUGUGCCUUACGUUAGAAAAGUAAAGCCUUUGCGGAUGCACCUCUUCACCUUCACCCAGAUUUUGUGCCUGGUCUUGCUGUGGGUAGUGAAAUCCACCCCAGCCUCCCUCGCCUUGCCUUUCCUCCUCAUCCUGACAGUGCCUGUGAGACGCUUCCUGCUGCCAUUUUUCUUCAGCAAUGUUGAACUCAAGUAUUUGGAUGCCGAUGAUGCUGAAGUGGAUUUUGAUGAGACAGAAGGCCGGGAUGUUUAUGAUGAAGUCCAGAUGCCUCUUUGAGCACACAGUGUGCUGCAUCCUUAUGACAGAUAAGGAAUCGAGAGCCCUUCCCCCAAAACACCAGGCAA
Molecule: messenger RNA, 3280 nt
Organism: Lacerta agilis (Sand lizard)
Lineage: Eukaryota; Metazoa; Chordata; Lepidosauria; Squamata; Lacertidae
Gene: SLC4A1
Product: solute carrier family 4 member 1 (Diego blood group)
Exons: 21
Coding region: 249-3212 (987 amino acids)
Biological process (GO): bicarbonate transport; transmembrane transport; regulation of intracellular pH
Cellular component (GO): basolateral plasma membrane; plasma membrane
Molecular function (GO): solute:inorganic anion antiporter activity; monoatomic anion transmembrane transporter activity; bicarbonate transmembrane transporter activity
Source: RefSeq, a predicted model, not a curated record